AUGCCGAACCCAGGAGUCUGUCUCCCUGUUUAUCCAACCACCAGGAAAGGUCCUCCCUUGAAAAAAGUAUUAUCUCCACUUCUAGCUAGCUGUAUCUCACUCACCAUGCGAAUGAACUGGGAGAGGGGGCAUGACCCCCAGGUGUGUACAGUUGUGACUUUACAGCAGUCCGGCCCCACGCUGGACGCUUCCCCUAGCUGCUCUCCUAGCUCUGCUGCCAGGCUGCCCCAGACGGUCCUGCCCCCCCCCCCCCACCCCCAUUCUCUUUCCUCUCCCAGGGGUUUGGGCCCUGGAGGGCUCCACGCAGUGUCUGUGGAGACGCAGAGGGCCCAUCUGCAAAGACUGAGCUUGUGUGUGGUCGUCGUCACGUCUCCCGCUCCCUCCCCUCCGGUGUCUGGGCGCGGCUUACAUCAGGACUGCGUCUGUCCGCUCUUGGUUCUUCCUUGUUCCGGGUGUGUGGGGGUGGGCCCCCGGCCGGAGGGCACCCAGUGCUUGGAAGAGGUAGCAGAGAGCUGGGAGCUCCAACCCGAGGCCAGGGAAGAUGAGAACAGACCCAGAGCAGACGUACUUACUCUCCACCCUCCGGGGCCCGCCGGCUGGAUGGUGUGCCGGCAGGACGCCACUCACCGGCCUAACACACAGACCUCUGCAAACAUCAGUGGCAGGCGGGAGAGGCGGCCUGACCCAACCGUGUCCAAUCAUUCGGUGGUGUAUUUUAACCAGCCUGAAAAAUUCCACCUGUGUAAUUUGAUGUACAUUUGCUACAGCCAGCCCGGCACAGCCCAUGUGACCUCUUUGUACGUGUGUGUGUCGUGA
Rangifer tarandus platyrhynchus (Svalbard reindeer) is the source of this 816-nucleotide messenger RNA. The record is from the annotation of a GenBank genome assembly. NCBI's taxonomy places the organism in Eukaryota, Metazoa, Chordata, Mammalia, Artiodactyla, Cervidae.